Molecule: messenger RNA, 2502 nt
Organism: Kwoniella mangroviensis CBS 8507
Lineage: Eukaryota; Fungi; Basidiomycota; Tremellomycetes; Tremellales; Cryptococcaceae
Exons: 4
Coding region: 1-2502 (833 amino acids)
Source: RefSeq, a predicted model, not a curated record
AUGGAACACGGGAACGAACACUUUCUUUUACAAUUACCUUCUAUCGACCUGCAGUCGCCUUCUAAAAAUACUCAACCCCGUCGACCAGUCUCAAUCACUUCUUCCCCUUCCUCAUCCUCUACACAUCCAUACAUAACGUCCUCGACACCGGGUGCAACAUCAGCUUCUUCCUCUGCGACCCCAUCAAGUCAACAUCCACUUGCUCAGCCGCCCAUAAACGCUGCGACCUCCGCGACUCCUUCUCCGGCACCAUUGCCUUUCCUUUCGCUAGCGCCGCCACAGGUGAAUUCCUUGAGGUCCGCUCUGGUUCGUAGGAGAUCGUCCUUCCCACCUGCUACUACACCAGGUAGUGGUAGUGCCAGCAACAUCUUUCCUUGGGUUAUGGGUGGAACACCAGGAGCAAAUGGAUUUGACUGGGGAUCAGCACUGGAUUCGUUUCCUGGUUUCAACUUGGAAUUAGGCGAAGGAGCUUCAGGAGGAAGUGAUAUCACCCCUGGUUCGCUAGCAUGGGACACUUUACUCAAUGUUGAUACCGACGCCAAACCUUCGCCGAGCAAGCUGAAUCCAUCGGCUGUCGAUUCUACCAAAAAAUCCGUAUUAUCUGAGACCAAGACUACCACCAAUCCUCCAAUUCCCAGAGCGAAAUCCGAUCCUUUGUCUGGUGACAAUCCCCUACCCACGCCUGCAGAACCUUUCACAUAUCGAACAAUCGCUCCCACACCGUCGAUGCUACCACAGGCUGCGGUAUCGCCUGCCAGGGUUAUCCAGCUGGGUACGGAUUUAGCUUGGAGGACAGCUUUGGCUAGUGUCGUCGAGGUGGAAGGAGUCGGACAGGUGACAGUGGCAAGAGUGUUACAGGAGGUUUGGCGAAGAGGUGGAGGGGAACUCGUCACAAGUCAAUGUCUAUGGCCAAGCAUCGUUAUUGCUCUGUCUCUGCCAUCCGAACCUGGUCCAGGUGUCCGUGUACCCAAUCCUUCCGCUCGAUCAGCUAUGGCCCUUCAGCAGCUUUAUAACCUCAGUAUCAGACACUGGGAACCAGCGAUCCUCACUGGACUUCUUGGUGCUUACGGAUCAGCCACUUCUCCUUCCAAUUCAGCUGCUGAAGAAAGCACCAACGCUUUUGCGCCCAAUCAGCAUUACGGACCUUCAACACCGCUCAAAGAACCUGAUGUGUCCCAGUGGAUGAACCUUACACCGAGUGGAUGGAAUACCGAUGCGUUGUUUGGUGGUGGCAGCGACAAUCAGACACAGAGGAACGUAUCUGGUGGUUUCCCAUUCCCUCUCAAUGCUGAUCUAGGCAGUGAAACUUUUGCGGCUCGUCGUACCUCUUUAGCCAAGACCGAUAAUGGGGAGGAAACAAAUAUUAAGAGUAUAGAUGAGAUUCUUGCAUCGAUGGAAGAGGGAAAUGUAGAGAACGAGAGAGCCAUGAUAGCUGCGAACCUCACGUCUGACCUUCAGAUGUCAAACGCUUCCUUACCGCCCUCGGAAAAUGGUGUUGCAUCAGGUGGUCCAAGUCGACAGAACUCAACCUAUCAAUUCCCCACUCCCGAAACUGAUAGCUCCAACUCACCGUCAUCUGGGAAAUCCAACAACAAAUUCCCUGCGACGACCCUUUCACCUGUUUCCAUGGCUUCUCCUCACGUCACUGCCGGCUCGAUAACUUCGACAUUGGUGGGACCUUCACCAACUGCUUCCAAUGUCCAGCCCCAACCUCAUCCUCAAACUGGAGGAAAAUCCUUCUCACAAAAACCUAGACCAACUCAAUUAUCUAUGCCACCUGUGGAAUUCAUUCCACCGCCACCGAUGUGCAUGUUCUUCAACCCUUCUUUCGAGAAUCUCACAGAUGGUAAAGCUGGCAUAUGGCGUGGUGAUUUGGAAGUGAGAGGUCGAGGUGGCGGGAAAUUCCCUAUCUUGGUUAUUGGCGAGAAGGAUACCGAGCAUUUAUGGCAAUCACACCUCUGGCCAUCUACUCUCGCUUAUCCCCUCAAUCAACAUCCAGUAGAGAGUUGCACCAGCACUAUGAUACCUGUUUCGCACCUUGCCAGAGAAGGAUUAGUACCCAUAACAAUGGGCAUGGUAUUGUGUAACGAACCGCCAGAAAAAUUAGCCCCUUAUGUGAACAUGGUUCAUGGAUUACAUGCGGAGGGAGUUGGCUUCCACUUACCUUGCGAAACUCGAUUACCCAUCGUAUUCCUCCCUGCGAAAUUCCACUCUACCGAUCCCCUAUUGCGAUUGGGAAUAGCCUUUAUGGGUAAAACUGGAUUUUCACAUCCCAAUGCACCUUUGCCAUCUUCCAACGCCAUUUCGAGAGGCAGAGGGAUAAAGAAUACCGGUGAAAAUGAGGAUCAGCCAAAAAAGAAAAGGAGAAGACAGAGUGCUCCUGCUGCAUCUGGAGAAAGUGGCGGCGGUAGGGGAAGGAAAAGGAAAGAUACUGGGAUCAUAGUCAUGGGUACUGGAUCGAUGAGCACUACGGUAGGUAAGAUAGAUGAGGAGGGAGAAUAA